Cajanus cajan (pigeon pea) is the source of this 807-nucleotide messenger RNA. Its product is annotated as RING/U-box superfamily protein. Lineage: Eukaryota; Viridiplantae; Streptophyta; Magnoliopsida; Fabales; Fabaceae. The record is from RefSeq and is a predicted model, not a curated record.
ACUCUAGUCUACUACUCCACCUUUUAUGAUUCCAGUAGCAGCAGAGCGAUAGAAAUAGAAAGUUAUAUAAAAAAUAAAAAUAAAAAAACAAAGAGUAAGACAGUGUUUGGUUGGGAAAAGAAUGGAAUUCUCCAAGCGCAAAGUGCUACUACUAAACGAGGACGUUCCCAAUCCCAUGGCCAGGCCCCCUCUCCCAGACGCCAAACACGCCGUAAACACGUCGGCGGCGGCGCCGCAGCAGCAAUUCUCAACGCCGGCGAGCCCUCUGCAAGUGGCGAUUCGUCCGGUAUUCGCCUCCAGCGUGGCCUACGUCUUCCUCAUCCUCUUCACCACCUUCUUCUUCAUCGGCUUCGUCUUCCUCUACUUCCGCCAGUUCCCCUCCGAGGUCGCCACCUUCCGCCGCAGCCGCAGCCGUCGGAGUCCGCCCUCCGCCGCGGCCAAGUCCCUGCCGGUGGUGGCGCACCGCGGCGACGGCGGGAAGCAGGCGGAGUGCGCGAUAUGUCUGGAGGAGUUCGGCGACGGCGAGGCGGUGAAGGUGAUACCGCAGUGCGGGCACGUGUUCCACCCGCAGUGCAUUGACACGUGGCUUGAGGCGCACGUGUCGUGCCCCGUGUGCCGGUGCAGCGAGUUUAGUGGAGCGGCGGUGAAGGAGAGUGAAGAGGUGGAAUCGGUUUGAGUGAGAACUGAGAAGAGAACCAAACUUGGAUUACAACUUCACUUUCCGUCUCUUAUUCAUUCUCAUUGCCACUUGUCAAUUGUCAUGCCACUCUUUAAUAAAUUAUUACCAUUCUCUUAUAUCUUAUUUAA